Messenger RNA from Arachis ipaensis, 447 nucleotides. RefSeq lists its product as uncharacterized. Gene Ontology annotation, molecular function: aspartic-type endopeptidase activity. Lineage: Eukaryota; Viridiplantae; Streptophyta; Magnoliopsida; Fabales; Fabaceae. Gene Ontology annotation, biological process: proteolysis. The record is from RefSeq and is a predicted model, not a curated record.
AUGGCCUAUCUGAAAAGUGCUAUCUCUGAAAAGACGGCCCUAAAGGGAGACGAAACUGUGGUGCUGACCAAGGAGUGCAGUGCCCUGGUGCAAAAGAAGCUGCCUCUGAAGAUGUCAGAUCCUAGGAGCUUCCUUAUUCCAUGCACUAUAGAAACCAUCACCUGUGAGAAGGCAUUAUGCGACCUUGGAUCAAGCAUCGAUAUUAUGACUCUCUCCGUGAUGAGGAAGUUGGGGAUCCAAGAGGUGCAGUCCACCAAGAUCUCACUGGAGAUGGUAGAUAAGUCCUUGAAACAGGCAUAUGGACUGGUGGAAAACAUCCUUGUAAAGGUUCAAGACCUUUACCUCCAUGCGGACUUCGUGAUACUAGACAUUGGAGAGGACAGGAAUGAUUUCAUCAUCCUUGGAAGGCCUUUCCUAGCUACCGCGAAGGCCUUGAUUGAUGUGUAA